Polypterus senegalus (gray bichir) is the source of this 2876-nucleotide messenger RNA. Its product is annotated as gastrula zinc finger protein XlCGF57.1-like. Lineage: Eukaryota; Metazoa; Chordata; Cladistia; Polypteriformes; Polypteridae. The record is from RefSeq and is a predicted model, not a curated record. Gene Ontology annotation, molecular function: RNA polymerase II cis-regulatory region sequence-specific DNA binding; DNA-binding transcription factor activity. Gene Ontology annotation, biological process: regulation of transcription by RNA polymerase II. The coding region runs from base 441 to 2372 and encodes 643 amino acids. The transcript has 3 exons.
CGCCCAAGUUACAGACAUGCGCAUGCGUGCGGCCAGAACGAACGAACUAAUCUACUCGGAGCCGGAUAUUCAUCGCGAGACAUCAGUGCGCCGUCCAUUUUGAAAUAGAAGAAAAAAAAGGUGGAAGGAGAAAAGGAACCAAACCAAACCGACUUGACAAGCGGGGGCUGAGCUGCAUGAAGGAGGCGGUGAGCCGAGCAUGAGAACGGCGUCUGCCGGAAGUGACACCUUAAACUUCGCGGCCGUCUCGUUCAUCUGUGAAGAGGCGGCGGUGCGACCGGACGAUAACAAACGCUGAUGUAGCUGUCAGCUCAGAUGGACUCGGAACCUCAGGGUUUUGCUUCGAUUAUCAGAGCCAUGGAGAGGUGCACCUUACAGUGAAGUACAGUCUGAGGACAGAGUGAGUGCAAAGCUCAAGGGAAGUAAGCAGAACUGUGAGGAUGGAGGAGAUGCCUGUGUGCGUUAAAGACGAGCCAUCUCUCCACAUUAAGGAGGAACCCUGUGAGCUGCCAUUCCUCCAUGUGAAGACAGAGCCACAUGAGGAGGAGACUGUUGACUUUGGGCAGAUCUGUCAAGAAGAUUUGAAAGACCUGGCCGUUAAGGUGGAGUAUGUGACUGAGGACUGCUGUCCAGAUGUGGAAGACUCGGCUCUAGCGACUGACGCGUCUCUCCAGAGGCCGUCUACACACGUGAAGGCUCCUGGUCUUGAUUUGGACUCUUCCUGUUGGGAAUGUCAUGAAGACUACUCUGCAUCUUCUAGCCAGCUGGAAAACGUGACGCCGGUCUGGGAAUACCCUGAGAAAACCCCAGAGAAGGCCGACGCUACCGAGGACCCCUCUGAUAAUUCCGAAGUGGGCGAUGACUUAAUAAAAGUGGAAGUUCUGAAAUUGAAUCCACCCAGCAAACCAAGAAAGGAUCAAAAGGGCAAGGACACAAGUGGGAAUUGCCUUGGCAUUGACCGCAGCGUGAAGCCGUACACAUGUGAGCAAUGCGGGCAGAGGUCUGCACAGAAAAGCGGCUUCCAGCCUCACGCCGGUGGGACUUCUUUUUGCUGCAUUAACGGUGAAAAUGCAUUGAAAUCAAACGAGCCGCCGCAGAGCCAUGCGAGGGUUCAAGCGUAUUGCUGCCAACAUUGUGGGAAGUCAUUCAGACAGAAGUGGUACCUUCAGUGUCACUUGAGAAUGCACACCGGUGACCGGCCGUACUGCUGCUUAGAGUGCGGAAAGAGCUUCAUAAUGAACGCCCACCUAAAACGCCACUUAAGAAUUCACUCCGGAGAGAAACCCUUCUCCUGUAAGCACUGCGGAAAGAAGUUUGGCGGACAGUCCGAUCUUCAGUGCCAUCUCCGGUACCAUACCGGAGAAAAGCGCUUUUCCUGCAGAGAAUGUGGAAAGACGUUUAAGCAGAUCUGGGAUCUCCAGUGCCAUCUGCGAAUCCACACCGGCGAGAGGCCGUACAGUUGCUCGGACUGUGGAAAGAGCUUUGUAAUGAAUGCUCAUCUCAAACGACAUUUGAGAGUUCACACUGGCGAGAAGCCCUACUUCUGUAAGGAGUGCGGAAAGAGCUUUGCAGGACAGUCCGGUCUCCAGUGGCACCUCCGAAGUCACACCAGGGACCAUCCAUAUUGCUGUAAGCACUGCGGAAAGACGUUCGCAGAGAAGUCCGAUCUCCAAUUCCAUCUUCAGUUGCACACUGGAGAGAAGGCUUACAGCUGCACAGAAUGUGGAAAGCGGUUCAAACAGGUGUGGUACCUUCAGUGCCACUUGAGAACUCACACGGGCGAGAGGCCUUACCGCUGCACGGACUGUGGCAAGAGCUUCAGAAUGAAUGCCCAUCUGAAACGCCAUUUAAGAAUUCACACCGGGGAGAAGCCCUAUUGCUGUAGUCACUGCGGAAAGCAAUUUGCCGGUCAGUCGGAUCUCCAGUAUCAUCUCCGGUUUCACACUGGGGAGAAGCCAUAUUCCUGUACGGACUGUGGAAAGAGGUUUAGGGUGAGGAUCUCCCUUACGCGGCACCUGAGAAUUCAUACUGGGGAGAAACCGUACAGCUGCUCGGACUGUGAGAUGAAGUUCAAAACGAAAGAAGCUCUGCAGAGCCAUGCGACCGUUCACACUGGACAGAAGCCUCAUCGCUGCACCGUCUGUGGAAAGGCGUUCAGGCAGAAGUGGUGCCUACGAUACCACCUCCGAAUUCACACAGAAUGUGGGAGAGCAUUUCAGAAGGAAACGGACCUUCAGAAGCACACGAGAAGUCACUCUGCAGCGAGCCCCACUUGUGACGUAGACUCGGAAAACAAUUCUAAGGAUGAAGAAGAAGAAGGAGGAGGAGGAGGAGGAGUUUUGCAUAUCCAACAGUCCAGUGAAAACCCUUAAAAAGUAUUCACCGAUUCUCCUGACACUUCCUGUUAGCAGAGCAAUCAUUCACAGCCUGUGACAAAAGCCAUUCAUAUGGAAACGAGUUACCCAGAGAAUCUAAAGAGACAAAAGAUAAGGGAAGAGCUUCGGUGGGCCGCUCACUGCUGCUGCACAAGGGGUCUUAAAGCCAGACACGAGUCUUAAUUACAACAACGUCACCACAGACUCGAUGCACUCGCCGAUUCCUCUUCUCCUCCUCCACUCCUCUCCAGCAGGGUUUGUCCGCUGACUUUGAGUGAGGUGGAGCAGCUGGACCCAGGAUCACAUCUGGAAAGCGGAAGUGGCCUCUGCUGUAUAUGACUGUUCAGUGACGCCUUUGUCCACUGCUUUAUGUCCGGGUGUUGAUUGCUAUGGUCUGCGUCUUUUGAGACGCGUGAUGGCCGGAGGGAGGGCUGUGGUUGAGAGACACGCUGUAUGGAGAGUUGGUUAAAGAGGGUUAACAAUAAACAGCAUUCGAAACGG